Molecule: messenger RNA, 2281 nt
Organism: Mesoplodon densirostris (Blainville's beaked whale)
Lineage: Eukaryota; Metazoa; Chordata; Mammalia; Artiodactyla; Ziphiidae
Gene: DEF6
Product: DEF6 guanine nucleotide exchange factor
Exons: 11
Coding region: 14-1909 (631 amino acids)
Cellular component (GO): cytoplasm; nucleus
Source: RefSeq, a predicted model, not a curated record
GGUCGCCUCAGCCAUGGCCCUGCGCAAGGAGCUGCUUAAGUCCGUCUGGUACGCUUUCACCGCGCUGGACGUGGAGAAGAGCGGCAAGGUCUCCAAGUCCCAGCUCAAGGUGCUGUCCCACAACCUGUACACCGUCCUGCACAUCCCUCACGACCCUGUGGCCCUGGAGGAGCACUUCCGAGAUGAUGACGAUGGCCCUGUGUCCAGCCAGGGGUACAUGCCCUACCUCAACAAAUACAUCCUGGACAAGGUGGAGGAGGGGGCUUUCGUUAAGGAGCACUUUGAUGAGCUGUGCUGGACCCUCACGGCCAAGAAGAACUAUCGGGUGGAUAGCAACGGGAACAGCAUGCUCUCCAAUCAGGAUGCCUUCCGCCUCUGGUGCCUCUUCAACUUCCUGUCUGAGGACAAGUACCCUCUGAUCAUGGUUCCUGAUGAGGUGGAAUACCUGCUGAAGAAGGUGCUCAGCAGCAUGAGCUUGGAGGUGGGCUUGGGUGAGCUGGAGGAGCUGCUGGCCCAGGAGGCCCAGGCAGCCCAGAGCACCAGCGGGCUCAGCGUCUGGCAGUUCCUGGAGCUCUUCAACUCAGGCCGCUGUCUGCGAGGCGUGGGGCGAGACACCCUCAGCAUGGCCAUCCACGAGGUCUACCAGGAACUCAUCCAAGACGUCCUGAAGCAGGGCUACCUGUGGAAGCGAGGGCACCUGAGGAGGAACUGGGCAGAACGCUGGUUCCAGCUGCAGCCCAGCUGCCUCUGCUAUUUCGGGAGUGAAGAGUGCAAGGAGAAAAGGGGUACAAUCCUGCUGGAUGCGCAGUGCUGCGUGGAGGUGAUGCCCGACCGAGAAGGGAAGCGCUGCAUGUUCUGUGUGAAGACUGCCUCCCGCACAUACGAGAUGAGCGCCUCAGACACGCGCCAGCGCCAGGAAUGGACGGCUGCCAUCCAGACGGCGAUCCGGCUGCAGGCCGAGGGGAAGAUGUCGCUGCACAAGGACCUGAAGCAGAAGCGGCGCGAGCAGCGGGAGCAGCGGGAGCGGCGCCGGGCGGCCAAGGAGGAGGAGGUGCUGCGGCUGCAGCAGCUACAGGAGGAGAAGGAGCGGAAGCUGCAGGAGCUGGAGCUGCUGCAGGAGGCGCAGCGGCAGGCCGAGCGCCUGCUGCAGGAGGAGGAGGAGCGGCGCCGCAGCCAGCACCGCGAGCUGCAACUGGCGCUCGAGGGCCAACUGCGCGAGGCUGAGCAGGCAAGGGCCUCCAUGCAGGCUGAGAUGGAGCUGAAGAAGGAGGAGGCUGCCCGGCAGCGGCAGCGCAUCGAGGAGCUGGAGGAGAUGCAGCAGAGGCUUCAGGAGGCCCUGCAACUGGAGGUGAAAGCUCGGCAAGAUGAGGAGGCCGUGCGCCUAGCCCAGACCAGACUGCUGGAGGAGGAGGAGGAGAAAUUGAAGCAGCUGCUGCAGCUGAAGGAGGAACAGGAGCGCUAUAUUGAGCGGGCGCAGCAGGAGAAGCAGGAACUGCAGCAGGAGAUGGCCCUGCAGAGCCGCUCCCUGCAGCAGGCCCAGCAGCAGUUGGAGGAGGUGCGACAGAACCGGCAGAGAGCUGACGAGGACGUGGAGGCUGCACAACGGAAGUUGCGCCAGGCCAGCACGAACGUGAAACACUGGAAUGUCCAGAUGAACCGGCUCAUGCAUCCAAUUGAACCUGGAGACAAGCGUCCCACCACCAGCAGCUCCUUCACAGGCUUCCAGGCCCCUCUACUUGUCCGCCGUGACUCCUCCCUAAAACGCCUGACUCACUGGGGAUCCCACGACAACAAGACCCCCUCACCCAGCAGCAGUGAGCAGCAGAAGUCCCUCAAUUGUGGGGAAGAGGCGCCCGUCUCAGCUUCCGCCCCUCAGGAAGAUAAAGUGGACCCAGCACCAGAAAACUAACCUCUGCUAGCCUCUUUCCCCCAACCUCAUGCCUACUAGGACCUGGCCACAGCUGGCCUGUGGGUGACACCAGCCCCUGCAGAAGAAGGAGCUACAGUCCUGGUGCCAAGGGCCCAGGCCCUCCAACCAUGAAACAGUCCAGAAUGGAACCUGGUUCAUUUUUUUGCACCAGCCCCAGGCCCCAGACCACUGAGGCUGUCAGGGAUGUUGAUCCUUGAGAACUUGACCCUGUGCCUUAACCCCAAGGACUCUGUGCCCUAGGCUGGGAAAGAGAGUCAACAAGCAAGCCAGGGGCCAUCUGCCCCCAGACUGCCACCAAGUUGUGGAGGCACAUUUCCAAAUAAAAUCAGCUCUUGGGAUAAAUUAUGCAUC